Stylophora pistillata is the source of this 2376-nucleotide messenger RNA. Its product is annotated as ribosome quality control complex subunit TCF25-like. The record is from RefSeq and is a predicted model, not a curated record. Lineage: Eukaryota; Metazoa; Cnidaria; Anthozoa; Scleractinia; Pocilloporidae. Gene Ontology annotation, cellular component: RQC complex.
UACAGAACAUCCUUGGAGUUAUGCAAGCUUUUGCUUAGUCUCGACCCAGAUGAAGAUCCCCUUGGUGUUCUCCUUAUGAUCGAUUUCUACGCAUUGCAGUCAGAGCAAUUUAGCUUCCUUGUACGAUUAUUCGAAGAAUGGGAGCCCCACAGAAACUUAUCCCAGCUACCAAACUUUGCUUACUCAGCGGCUCUCGCAUAUUUUCAAUUCAAUAGGAAGCACUGUGAGACUAAAAGAGCAGAUGAACUGCUCCAGGCGGCUUUGAUUAUGUUCCCAAUGGUUUUAUCCCCUCUCAUGGAAAAGUGUAAUGUUGCUUUGGACUCAAGCCUCAUUCAGCAUCCAUUUUUCUCUCCUUUAAAAGCAGACAGUGAGCCCCUCGCUUUAAAGCAGUUGGAGGCACUGUACAUUGGCAGGACGUACCAUGUGUGGAAAGAACCUGAGGUAGGAAACACAACUGCAACUCCAGUUGGAUGCGCUCCUCAUUUCAUGAAGCAGCAACCAAAUCAAGAAGAUAAUUUUCUAAAGACAUUGUGGCGACAAGUGCGUUAUAGAGGAACACCCCGAAAUAUUUAUCGGCACUUAGUCAUGUCUGAUAUCAAAGAUGCUGUUACGUCACUUCCCAUGGAUUUGGUGAACGUUCCUUUACUGUCCUAUGAUCCGCUGCCUCCCCAAGAUUCAGUGACAGGAUAUUCAAGGCCAACGAGGAGGAUUGAAGCUGUUGGAGAAAACUCUGGUCCGUUGUCUAUGUUUUUUCGCUCGCUCCUACCAUCUUUCAGUCCCCAAACCCCCAAUGGACCUCACGUGGAAGUGAGGCUUGAGCAGCCUGUUGAGGGAGCAGGGGGUGGACCCAGACCUCUACGGGACACGGAGCUUGUGCGCGGCGUGGAAAACUUGAUGGUCGCUAUGAGAGAAUUACUGAACACUCUAAGCUACCGAGGACAGCCCGAGGAGGCUGGGGGCGAGGAAGGGGAGGAUGGCAGAGAAGAUAAUCAUGCCGAAGAUGACUGGGAGGAGGAAUGGGAUUAAAAUUUCAGGAAUUAUUGGAAAAUCUUUACUUUGCAUUUCAGAGUCGGUGAGAUCCUCCAAAUCGUAAUUUUAGUAUUAUGGUGAAGAAUACUGUCCGGCAAGUUGUUAAGAACCCUAGUCGUCCCUUAACCAUAAGGAGAUUUUGCCCGCAAUUUGAACAAGGGUUGUCUUCAAUUCCAUACCCUUGUAAAGUUUUAGUACCCAUUAAAUCAAACGAUCUCACCAAUGGCUGCGACCAUAAUAAAGCGGACAUCAGUCCACUAAAGAAGUUUUGAGAUCAUUCCGUCCAAGGGAGGAAACUAUUGUUUCUUGAUGAGAUAUGCGAAUCAGUGUGAGAUUCAUAUCUUCUCGGCCAGCAUGCAAUAAAAAUGAAUGAAAUGGAAUGGUUUGUGAUCAAUAUGAUCGAGACGAAUCUAAACGAAAGUCAGCUUUAUCGCAAAUCGAAUUUUUUAGACAAAAAAAUAGUAAAUGGGCCAAUCAGCUUUGGACACGGAAUCUUUGGUGCCCUAUGUCCAGUGGCAUGUUAAAAAAAAAAAAAAAAACUACCGCAAUAUACGUAGGUGGAGAUAAUGAACGCAUGGUAUGGUGCCGAAAAUGAUCACUAGAGAAAGUGGCGUGUGCGAUAUUCAAGUUUGCGUCAAAAGUUAUAAGUAGUGCACAUGGAAAAUGGCAAACGUAGAAUUCGAAAAUUACUACUCCACCUGCGAACGCAUUGUCGAUUGAAAAUGAAUGCUGUCAUAUGUCAUUAGGUUAAUGGCAUGCAUCACAAAAAUGGCAAAAGAUUUUCUAUUUAUUGAUUUAUUCACUAAAAAUCCGUUUUAGAAAGAAGAUUUAGAUUACAUUCAUUAAUGGAUUUGAUAAUCCCUUUUACUGCUUGAAAAUGCGAGAAUGUCUCUAGAUCAUAUCCAAUAGUUCCUGGUAAUAGAUACGCCCAAUUGUUUAGGACAGUUACGUGCUGUGUUACAGAGAUCUUAAACGAAGUGGAAAGUUAUGCAAGUAUUUAACUGUAUGUCAGAUGUUACCCACGAAUCGGUCUUCUGGACGUAAGAUAGAUCAGUUCAAGUUCUAUUCUCCUAUAUAUCAAAUUUAGAAUCACAUUUUCGAACCAAUCGGUUUGACUUAAAAGGAAAAAAAAAUAGAAAUGCUGCAAUAGUAUCCAUGGAUCGAUUUGUAGCGCCAGACGUAAAAACCUACUCCGUUUUUAUUAAAUCGAUGUGUGUAAAAACUUAAGAAGAUUUUUACUUUCUGGGUUGAAAAUCGGAUGUCAUUCCCAUGUUUUGUUUGUGUACCACAAUAAAUGCUCAAAUGUACCAUCUGUUAUGCAAAAAUAAAGCUAAGGUUUUUAUGACU